This is a messenger RNA of Terrapene triunguis (Three-toed box turtle), 2409 nucleotides long. RefSeq names its product mitochondrial ribosomal protein L27 (gene MRPL27). Gene Ontology annotation, cellular component: ribosome; mitochondrial large ribosomal subunit. Bases 1541 to 1960 code for a protein of 139 amino acids. Gene Ontology annotation, biological process: translation. NCBI's taxonomy places the organism in Eukaryota, Metazoa, Chordata, Testudines, Emydidae. The record is from RefSeq and is a predicted model, not a curated record. The transcript has 4 exons. Gene Ontology annotation, molecular function: structural constituent of ribosome.
GUUACAGCCUAAUGGGGGGCUGCCUAGGCUUCUGAGGUGAUGUUGGAGCCAAUGAAAGUCUAGAACAUGCUAGGAAGGGUGGCCCAAAGAGGUAGUUGUGGACUGGGUACCUGCUGUGAUCUAGCUACAAGGUUGUAUGUGUGCCCAUAGGUGCCAGAUACCUUUUAAACGCACUUUGAGAUCAAUGGAUAAAAAGCACUCUAGAAGCGCUAGGUAUUAUUAACCGCCAUUGACCCCCUUCUUCCCUCCCGCCUUAGCUACCCCUUUUUGCCCAUUGGUCACUCUAUCUAGAGUUCUGUAUCAUGCCUGCUCCAUAGCAGAGCAUCUGAAGUUAGAGUAGUUUGAUGUGCUAAUAGGACUAAUAGAAGUAUAUAGUUCUGCCAGGUCUGGGACACUAAAAUCUAUAUGCCAUGCACAUCUGCCCAUGCCAGUUCUGCUGUCAGUGACACCAUUGUAACUAUUAAAGUCACUGAAGUUACUCUGGUUCUUACAUCUGUCCACCUGAGAGUAGAGCUGGCCCAACGUAUAUAAGAUCUGACAUGGGAGUAGGAAGGCAUAUAUUACAUAUGCCUGGUUGCAUAUUGACUUCAGUGGAGUUACUCUGGUUUUACACUUCUUGGCCUGUUGAGCAGUAUGUAGUAGGGAAUCCUUCUGCACCAGGUCAGGUUUAUCUUUUUACUGUUAACUGAUGAAUUGGAAUGGGUUCAGGUGGGCCCUUUACCAUAGCAGCCUUUGUGCCCAAAAAGGAAAAUCUGAGUUCUCAUUUAAAAAAACAAAACAAAAAAAGUCUGUUGCUCCUUUCCCUCCCUGCCAUCCAGCAGAUGCCCACUUCCUAAUCUCCAUUUCUCUUUGAAACUGGUGGUGGGCUGGGAGGUCAGAUGGGUGCUCAAGCUUAAAGUCCUCUCCUAAUAAAAAACAGAGCUGCUGACAGGGCAUUCUCCAGGAGAGGCUCAGAACUUCUGAAUUGACUUUGAGUAAAUCCCUUGAGCUUUGCGCCUUAGUUUACCCAUCUAUAAAAUGUAAAUACUUUCCUACUACAUUUGAUGUUAUAUAGUUUUAACUGACAUUUGUAAAGUGCUUUGAUGUCCUUUCAUGAGAUAUAUACCAAUGCACAGUAUGAUUUAAAAUAUAAAAUAAUUACAUUGGAGAACAAACAAAGGUAGUUAGUUUCUUAGAUAAGGAUUAAAUUUAAUCCCAAGGCAGAGCUCUAUAAAUCCCAUUACUUCCUUUCCCCACUCCACUGCUAUUUCUCUUAAGUCACAGCCCCUUUCUUUUACUUAAUGUAUUCUAAACAUAUAUAAUAAAUUGUUCUUUUUAAACACAUCCACCACCCCCCAAAUCUUUGAGACUUGCAAAGUAUCUGUUAUUUAAUUAAGAUAAAAUUCAUCUACUGCUUUUCUUUAAGUAAGGAAAUGAGACACUUGUGGUAACCACUGUUUAGUAAAACACUACUUAGACCGCUGAAUAGAAGGAUUUAGAGUAAAGUGAAACUGGCUGCUGAUUGCAUGAAAAAGAACUAAUUAUAUGGAAGACACUUCUUAUGAAGUGGAAUUCACAAAAGGUUUUGGCUGCUCCGCAGGUGACUGCGGUUGCGGUGCGAUGCGCAUCCAAGAAGAGUGGAGGCAGCUCAAAAAAUCUCGGUGGCCGCAGCCCCGGGAAACGCUAUGGCUAUAAGAAAACAGAGGGCGCCUUUGUUCAUGCAGGCAACACAUUAGCCACCCAACGGAUAAUACGCUGGCAUCCAGGGGCUCAUGUGGGGAUGGGUUGUAACAAGACUCUCUAUGCUCUGGAGGAUGGGAUUGUGCGAUUCACCAAGGAGGUUUAUGUGCCACCACCCCGCAGCCAAGAGAGCAGGGAAGUGAUCUGUCGUCUACCAAAAGGGGUGGUGCUUUACAAAACCUUCAUCAACGUUGUCCCCACCAAAGAAGUGGGGAGCUUCAAGCUAGUCACCAUGCUCUGAGGCUCUGCUGCCCCACGCAGUAAUGACUGGUGGGGUGGGACUGAUCACCGUGACAAACCUGGCACUCAGUCAAAAAGAUGCCUGGAGGACUCCUCUAGAUCUGAAAUGAUUUGUUGGCAACUCCAGUUUCCUGCUCCUAGAACUCAUUGGGUGUAAAUUUGAGAGUUACAAGGUAAUCCGGACCGCCCUGAAGUUUUUUGGAGAAAUAUAUAUCAAAUAGAUGUUCUGGGGUUCUCUAACAGCGUGAGGGUGUUUGUGGAAUAAAUGUAAAACAAAAAGGGCUCAGUAAAGCUGCCUUUCCUUUCUGGACAGCUGUGCUCCAGUCCAGCCAGAUAUACUGCAAUUUCUGCACAGGAAUUCUUCAUUUCUAGGUACAGCCAUUUUGAUUCUCAGCAUUCCUUGGAACGGCUCCUGUCCUAACUGCACCUGAUGUACACUGGGAAUUCUGA